Messenger RNA from Sus scrofa (pig), 4909 nucleotides. It is a transcript of the gene SLC39A5, whose product is annotated as solute carrier family 39 member 5. Gene Ontology annotation, biological process: zinc ion import across plasma membrane; intracellular monoatomic cation homeostasis. Gene Ontology annotation, cellular component: plasma membrane. Gene Ontology annotation, molecular function: zinc ion transmembrane transporter activity; monoatomic cation:bicarbonate symporter activity. NCBI's taxonomy places the organism in Eukaryota, Metazoa, Chordata, Mammalia, Artiodactyla, Suidae. The record is from RefSeq and is a predicted model, not a curated record.
CCCCCCACUGCUGGAACCGAGAAGGCUGUGUCCCCUUCCUCUGGGCUCCCUUCCUGUUUCCUGUUGUCAGGUAAUGCCAGCCUCAACCCUCUGGACCAAUCGCCCCCAUCAGACUGUGCUCCUCAAUUGUAUACCAGGUGGGACAUCUGAAGGGAGCCCAGCUUAGGGACACCUGGGUCCAAUUUCCCCAGGGAGUGUGGGGAUGGGGGCUGGAGAUGAAUGGAGCCUGGUGCCAUAUGUGAGGAACCUCGGUGUCCACAGCAAAGCCUGAUGGGGACCUGAGGAUGCUCCGAGAGCAGUAGAAGCCUGAACCAGAGCCUCUAACCCUGUCCCCCCAAUAAUGGGGCCCCCAUUGAGUCAUCUGCUGGCUGGCCUGUGUGUGUGGGUGGCCUUGGGCUGGGUAGGAGGCUCUGCUCCCAACCUGGGCCCUGCUGAGCAGGAGCAGAACCAUUACCUGGCCCAGCUGUUUGGCCUCUAUGGGGAGAACGGGACGCUGACUGCAGGGGGCCUGGCACGGCUUCUUCACAGCCUGGGACUAGGCCGAGUUCAAGCCCUUCGCCUGGGACACCACGGGCCUCCCGCUGGUCGGGCUACACCCCCAGCUGAAGACAAUUCCACCCACAGGCCACAGGACCCUGAGCUGAGUGUGGAUGUCUGGGCAGGGCUGCCUCUGGAUCCCUCAGGGUGGGGUGACCUGGAAGAGCCAGAGGCCCCAGCACCACCCCAUGGGCCGGCCCCCUCAGGCCUGGGCCUCUUUCACAGGCUUCUGCUGCUGGACCAUUCACUAGCUGACCAUCUGAAUGAGGAUUGUCUGAAUGGCUCCCAGCUGCUGGUCAAUUUUGGCCUGAGCCCUGCUGCUCCUCUGACCCCUCGUCAGUUUGCUCUGCUGUGUCCAGCCCUGCUGUAUCAGAUUGACAGCCGUGUCUGCAUCCGGGCCCCAGCCCCAACGCCUCCGGGGGAUCUACUAUCUGCCCUGGUCCACAGUGCCCUGGCAGUCCUGCUGCUCAGCCUUCCUGCUCCCCUCUCCCUGCUCUUGCUGCGGCUCCUGGGACCUCGUCUGUUGCAGCCCCUGCUGGGCUUCCUGGGUGCCCUGGCCGUGGGCACCCUUUGUGGGGAUGCACUGCUACACCUACUGCCACAUGCGCAAGGAGGGCAGCACAGUGGAUCUGGCGCACGGCCAGAGGAGGACCUGGGACCAGGACUGUCGGUGCUUGGUGGUCUCUUCCUGCUCUUCGUCCUGGAGAACAUGCUAGGGCUUUUGCGGCGUCGAGGGCUCGGGCCAAAAUGCUGCCGGCAAAAAAGAAAGGAUCUCAGAUCUCCAAACCUGGACCCAGAGGACGGCACUGGGAUGGCCCUUCAGCCCCUACAGGCACCUCCAGAGCCAGGGGCUCAGGGCCCGAGGGAACAGGACAACCAGCCCCCAGCAGCCCCGGCCCCUCCAGGGCACCAAGGCCACAGUCACGGGUACCAGGGCAGCGGGGGCACCAAUAUCACAUGGAUGGUCCUCCUGGGAGAUGGUCUGCACAACCUCACUGACGGACUGGCGAUAGGUGCUGCCUUCUCUGAUGGCUUCUCCAGUGGCCUCAGCACCACCGUAGCAGUCUUCUGCCAUGAGCUGCCCCACGAACUGGGUGACUUCGCGAUGCUGCUCCGGGCAGGGCUGCCCUUCCGGCGGCUGCUGCUGCUGAGCCUGGUGUCUGGCCUUCUGGGACUGGGGGGUGCAGCCCUGGGGGUGGGGCUCAGUUUGGGCCCUGUCCCCCUCACUCCCUGGGUGUUUGGGGUCACUGCUGGGGUCUUCCUCUAUGUGGCCCUUGUGGACAUGCUACCGGCCCUGCUGCAUCCUCCUGAGCCCCUCCCUGCGCUCAGUGUGCUACUGCAGGGGCUGGGGCUGCUGCUGGGGGGCGGCCUCAUGGUCACCAUAGCCCUGCUGGAGGAGCAGCUGUGGCCUCUGGUCUCUGAUGGCUGAUGGGGGCCAGCGGAAAGGCGUCCAGGUUGCCCUUCCUUCCCCCCAACCAUAGGAAUGGAGGCGGGACACAGGGCCAGUAGGAGCAAUAGGAUUUUAAUAAACAGAACCCAUCCCAAAGCCAUGACUACGACAGUUGUACUUGCACCAAAACAGCAUAGAAAACCAGGAUGUGGCGGGAGGAAGGCUCGAAGCACAGAGGGGGAGGAUACGGGAAGAGGGGCCUAGAGGGCGUGGGGGUGCAUCGAUCUGCGGGGAGAGCAUUGUGCUUUAGCCCAGGGAGGAGGGGGAGGGGCAGGACAAAUGCACUGAGGUCCCCACUUUUUCCUGCUGCCCUCAGCACCCUGGGAUACAGGCAUCUGGGCAGGUCUGCCCUUUAUUGCUGCCCACCAGCAUUAAACACCCCCUGACCCCAACGCUAGCACCACAGGUGGAUCCAGGGCAGGGAGAAGGGCAGGAAGGGGAACAUUGCUUAGAGAAAGAUUCAACUAGAAUCCAGUGAAUUGUGCUCAGUUCUCUUUACUUCCUACAACCGAGUACAUGGGUCACAGGGUGGAGGGUGCAACGAGACAUGGGACAUGCCCCUCAUUGCCCCCAGCACACCACUGCACACAGGAUGGUGGUGUCUGCAGCAUCACAGGUCAUGCAGGGCAGGGGAAGGGGAGGUUCACACACACAGAGACGCCCACAGCGGGUACCAGACAGAGAACACCCCUGAAUAUACACAGCUGUACACAGGGAACCCCCAGGUCCCCAACCCAACCCUCUCCCCUGUCUUGCCGUCCCCCAAGCAGGAGGAACUGUAUUGCUUUGAGAGAGCCACCCUGGGGGCUGCUCUGCCAGGCACCCUCCCCCCCCCCAUCCCCAUUUUGGCACAUCUGCAAGACACACGGCAGCGAGAGUAGGCACCCUCCCUCCCAGGCUUCUGUGGCUUGGAGUUGAGGAAGGGGGUAGGAGGCCUCAUCCGCCAUCUUUCCUCUAGCCCGUCCCAAACCCCUACCAGACCCACCCCCACCCCCUAAACACACACACACACACACACAAAGCUGAGCUAUCCAGGAAUACAGGGGAACAAGGAGAUUGUCCGGGACGGGAGCAGAGGCAGUGGGGAGAAAGGACUGGAAGCAGAGACCCCACCCUGGUGUGGGGGUAAGACUGGCACACAGCUACUUUAGUGCAAUUGGAGAGGGUGCCCAGAGUGAGGGAUGGAGGUGGGAGGGGCAGGCUUGCCCCACUUCCCUGGGGGCAAAGCCAAGCUCCCCAGGGAAGGGGCCUAGUGGGAGUGAGCGAGGACCGAGGGUGGAUCCUCUCGUCACCCACCACCCCCUGCCCCCCCAAAUGCAGUGACAGCGUCCCCCUCACACCUAAGUGGGCAACAGCAGCCUCGGAGUCAGUACCUUCAAGUAAUUCAUAGAGCAGACCCUCCCCACCCCAGCUUCCUCCCAGCUCUGGGAUUUGGUCGCUUCUCUAGGGGUUGGGUGGGGAGGAGGGGGUCCCCAAAUCAGACCCUUCCCUCUCUACCUCCCUCUUCCCAGGCCACUGGGCUUGGUCCUCAAAGAUUCCUCACCUCCGCCCUUGCCCAAUCUGGGUCAAGGCCACGGAGGGCUGGAGCCACCACGACAGAGGGGAAGGGGCUGCUUUGCUCCUUAUCCCUCCUUCUCAAAAGGUAGGGUUCAAACUAGUGGGCUGGGGCCCCGUAUUGGUUUGCCCCAGGAGGAGGGUUUCUGGGCUAGGGUCUGUAAGGCUAUUUUCCUUUGCGGUGGGAAGGGGAGGUGGGGAUGAACACCGGCUGUGGGGAGAGGGUGAGAAAUGGCGGACAGGGGAGGAGGAAGGGGCCUCCCUCUGGAGAACAGUCACUGGAGUCACUCAGACGAAGUCACACUCAUGUGCACAAGCUCCCGAGCGUGCCUGCCCCGACAGGCCCUCCCCCCAGGACCCCUUCCACGACCCCAGAGGAGGUGUGGGGGCUACAGCUGUAGAACCGUUCACUCUGGCCCCCCGCCCUGCCCCCCGCCUCUUCUCCCCUUCUAGGUCCGGGGAGUAAGAAGGUGCUCGGGUGGGCAGACAGCGGUGGAAACAGUAUUGAGUUUUCCUUUGGUUACAUAUUGAAGGCAAAGGUGAGCUGGACUUACAGUCAAAACGGAUAGGGAUGAGGAAGGAAGAGGGGCCAUGGCUGGGGUUGGAGAGGGAGGCAGGCCCUCCUCAGCCCCUCCACCCCAAGGAACACAUGUCUAAGUGGGGUGGCAGUCCCUCAGUCUCAUCUCUCCCACCCCCCACAGCACCAAACAACAGGAGAAGCCCCCUCCCCCAGGGGCUGCUCCCCACCCCAACCCGGGCUGUACAUUCAGUGGUUUUCAGCAGUCCUAUGGCUCAGGGGGCCACGGGGUGGGGGAGGUGGCCCGUCAGUCUCAGCUGGACAGUGGCAGUGACCUGGGUCUGCUGGCCCCUCCCGGGAGCCACAGUUUGUGCCAUUUGUUUUUCUGAAGGAUAGUACACAACCCUACCAGAGCCACCGCCCAAUCAGAAACAUCUCCCCAAAAAUCAGAAACUAAAAACUGGCUCUUUUCAUCUCGCCCUCUGAUUCACACAUCUGUUUCCCUGUCUCCUAUGUAGCCCUCGCUCUGUCUCCUUUGCUGGGACCUGGGGCUGCUCCCAGGGUCCUCGCUUAAAAUAGGCCUUUUCUCAAAAGUGCUUAUUACUUGAAGCAAGUGCUUUAGAGCUGCGGUGGGGAGAGGGGGAGGGGGAGAGGGAGGGCAAAGGGAAGGAGAUGAUUCCUCCCCCCCUACCCCCUUGAGAUUGGGGGGCAUUCUGCCUGUUUUAUUUCUCCACACCCGUUUAAGUCAAAGAGGUUUCAAAAAAAAAAAAAAAAAACUUAAACAUUAAAAUAAAUAUGCAGUGGCCAUGAGAAUGGUCAAAAUGCUUCAAAAAACACUAGGGGCUGGGGAG